UUUUGCUAUAUCACGCGUGGUGUCGCAGUCCACAAGAAACCCUUGUUAUUUAGUGGUUACAAGGUCACAGCUCAGUCACUUUCGAGAGCUCGCAGCAAGAGGAGUCCCAUUACCUUGAAUGUGGCAUAACCUUUACCCCAUCCUGGUCUGUGUGAGGCACUUGAUAUCUGAAUAUUUACAACCGCACACAUUUAGCGCUUUCGACUCCUAUUCGAGUUCACACAGUCGUGCAGAGACGCUGCAAUGAGGAUCAAUAAGAAGCUUAUAGCAAUUAAGGCUCAUUAUUUUUGCCUACUAGGAAGUCAUUCCACUGUCCUUCCCUUCGUGAUGGUGAUGGCGACACAGCUGGGUGUCCCGGUCUCGGUGUCAGGAACGUUGAAUGCCUCCUCGCUCAUCAUAGUGCUCUUUUUCAAGCCUAUAAUAGCCACUAUAGCAGAUACAUUUCCUUCUUUGCGACGGACCAUAUUUCUUGUCACCAUGUGUGUAUCGUCUGUGUCCUUGGGUUGUAUCUACUUCGUCCCAUCAAUGCAAGAUAUUCCCAGGCUUCAUGGUCAGCUAGUCAGCGUCACUCAACUCAUGAAUUUCAGUGAUCCUACAUAUCUUUUCUCGGGGAAAAGUCUUGACAGUAAGAAAUCAGCGAAAAAUUAUGGCGAGUGUUACAUGAUUUCUGCUGUGGACUGCAUGGCUACAUGUACUGAAUGCUCCAUCCACACUCUUCGGUUUAAUCUGGCUCCCUUCAAUCCCACCGAUAUGAGUCUUGAAGAAAAUGAGAUGAGUGAAGUUCUCCGCAUGAAUAUGACUCAUUUGUCCACGGAAGAACCGCCAGAAGUAAUGCAACAUUAUUUGGUGAAAGGCUUAUCAGAUUCUUCAGAUAAAUGGCAGAACAUCAGCAUAGAAUGUCCAAGACCAGAAUGGGAGGGUCCAUCCUGCCAAGGAGUACUAGGACGCUGGCAGUUCUGGAUGUUUGGUGGACUGCUGAUUGUGGGAGCUAUUUGUGUGUCCACCGAUAUAUCCUUCACGGACGCCAUUAUUAUGGACCUUAUCGGCAAGGACGGAAACUACGGAUUUCAGCGAGCUUGGGGCACUAUAGGCUGGGGCGUCAUAUCUGGCCUCAACGGCUUUCUUAUCGACUACUGGUCGGGCUCAUCCCUCGACAAAAACUGGGCUCCUGCAUUUGUGGUCUUCACUAUACUGUGUUUGGCUGAUGUACUCCUGUCGGGCUUUUUCCUAAAGGUUCCCGAGAUAAAAAGCAACAAACCAGUGUUGGAAGAAGUGUUGCCUCUUCUUCGCAAGCCUCACUUCAUCGUGUUCUGCAUCUUUACCAUGAUCGCUGGAAUGUUCGAUGGUUUUUGUGUCUACUUCUUAUUGCUAAUGCAAGAGGACAUGGCCAGAGGAACAAGCGCUCUGAAUAACCUGAGGAUGCUGCAAGGGAUCACGCUGUUUGUUCAAUGCAGCGUCGAAGCUCCCCUAAUGUUCGUCAAUCACUGGUUCAUGCGCAGGUUUGGAGCCCAGCGAGUGAUCUCACUGGUGUUUCUGCUCUAUGUCGUUCGCUUAUUUGGUUUGGCGGCGACCGGUGCGUGGGGUCCAAUAUGGUCCACCCUGGUAGUGGAGUUGCUUAAUGGACCAUGCUACGGCUUGGGUUUCACAGCGGUGGUGGUGUAUGCAGCCAAUGUGUCACCCAAGGGCACCAAUACCACAGUGCAGAGCCUGAUUGGCGUGGUCUAUGAAAGCUGCGGAUAUGCCCUUUCUCUGCUCCUGGGUGGACAGAUGUGCGAAAGGAUGGGAUGCCCUACAAUGUACCUUCUGUUGGGCAUCUUCUCAGUUGUCAUAUGCCUUCUACACGUGGGUUCUUUAUGCCUCUGGCCUUCACUGAACGCUGAUAAGAAAUCAAAACACACAACUGGAGAUCAGGGCGUUCAGGAUUGCAAGAUGGAUAAAGAUAAGCAGUCUUCAGAGAUAAGAGAAAGAACUUGUGAUGAGGAUUGCAAAAUGGAUAAAGACGCACACAUUUCGGAGAUGAAGGAAAGUGUGUGCAAGAAGGAUGAUGUGAUAGAGGUGACUCGCUUGUAGGAUGGCAGUAUAUUGUAGUCUCAGGCUGGAGUGUAAAUUACACAUAAGGAGGUGUAUACACGUGGGUAGAUUCCUUGGCCGGUUUAUUUUGAAUAGAGUGCAGCGGAGACGCAGGGAGUGUGUGCGAGCGGGUGUGUGUUUCUCCGUCUCUAAAAGUGGACUGGACUGGUGCUUCUCUGUGUGUGUGUGUGUGUGUGUGUGUGUGUGUCUAGAUGAGGGAGGGGGGGAUCAGGUCAAAUGAUGGUGGCGGUCGCAGCCGGCAGGAAAGGUGCGGAAUUUCCACCGGUAUAGGUCUAAAUAUUAAAUGUGUGUGUGUGUGUGUGUGUGUGUGUGUGUGUGUGUGUGUGUGUGUGAGUGUGUGUGCACGACACUAUAGAAGGAUCUUGUAUAAUAAACAGAAAAAUAGAGAGAGAGAAAUAAAUGAUUUAGGACUCACUUCACAUGUACACAAACGAAUAAAUAAAGACUAAAUUAUUUGUAUUAAUGUGGUAAAACAAUAUGGGGACAUGAUAUCAGAUGGUUUCGAUUAUAAGCGGUGACCUGGAUAAGCAACAGUUUUGUCUUCCGGGUGAUCGGAUAACUCAGUCAGCAAACAACUUAACCAAUGAACGAUUUGGCCAGUGACAAAAACCAGUGAACGACUCAAUCAGUGAACAACUCAACCAGUGAACAACUCAAUCAGUGAACAACUCAAUCAGUGAACAACUCAAUCAGUGAACAACUCAACCAGUGAACAACUCAAUCAGUGAACAACUCAACCAGUGAACAACUCAACCAGUGAACAACUCAACCAGUGAACAACUCAACCAGUGAACAACUCAACCAGUGAACAACUCAACCAGUGAACAACUCAACCAGUGAACAACUCAACCAGUGAACAACUCAACCAGUGAACAACUCAAUCAGUGAACAACUCAAUCAGUGAACAACUCAACCAGUGAACAACUCAAUCAGUGAACAACUCAACCAGUGAACAACUCAACCAGUGAACAACUCAAUCAGUGAACAACUCAACCAGUGAACAACCCAACCAGUGAACAACCCAACCAGUGAACAACCCAACCAGUGAACAACUCAACCAGUCACUAUUGGUUUUUUUUUUUUUUUGACAAGUGAACCUGUGAACAAUUGCAUAAGGAAGAUUAUUGAAAUAUUCUUACCAAAUAACAUGCACUACCCAAUGAAUAUAGAAUGUGAACCAGUGAGCAGUGGUUUAGUCAUGAUUGUCAUCAAAGAGGUUAAAUAAUCAGUGUAAUCAGGAUCUGUCACCUGCUGCCACAUUAUGGACUGAAACCUUUCUGGUUUUAUCAUGUGAUUUUCCUUUGUUGAUAAGAUAUAUAAAGAUGAAGCUCAUAAGUUGGAUCUCGACACUAAAUUCUGUGAAACCAUUAAUAGGUUAUAGUAAUAAAAUUAGCUGUUUAUUAAUUUUAUCUUCCCUGUGAUUGCACCUUAAUACUUUUUUGCAAAUAAAAGUAGUGUUUUGUUUUAAACUGUGUUUCAAAACUUGUAUAAAUUGAUAGAAGUUUA
This is a messenger RNA of Scylla paramamosain (green mud crab), 3597 nucleotides long. Its product is annotated as major facilitator superfamily domain-containing protein 6-A-like. The record is from RefSeq and is a predicted model, not a curated record. Gene Ontology annotation, cellular component: membrane. The transcript has 11 exons. NCBI's taxonomy places the organism in Eukaryota, Metazoa, Arthropoda, Malacostraca, Decapoda, Portunidae. Bases 244 to 2070 code for a protein of 608 amino acids.